AUCUUUCCGAACGUCCGCUUUUCUGUUUUCUUCCGGGCUGCAUUGAACCUCUUCAGCUGCCGUAGGCAGUGGGUCGAAAGUGCCGGGCAAAAUGGAAGUGAAUCCCCCGAAACAGGAGCACCUGCUGGCCCUGAAAGGUCCUGUUUCCCUCUGAUUUGGAAAGAGAGUCUUAUAAUUAUAAAUUACAUUCUAGCGCUGAGGAGCGCAUCUAAGAAAUGUUUUCUUCAUUAAGAGUAACUGGAUUACUGCACAAUGACUACAGAAGUAAUAUUACAUUAUCGACCAUAUGAGAAUGAUCCCACACAACUGCCAAAAAUUGCAGAGAAAGCAGUUCAAGACUUUCCUACACGUCCACUUUCGACAUUUAUUCCUUGGUGUUCGCAUGAUGGGUCCAAACUUCCACUCAAACCUAAAAGAUCACCACCUGUGAUUUCUGAAGAGGCAGCUGAAGAUGUGAAACAGUACUUAACCAUUUCAGAACAUGAUGUUAAAUCACAGAGUUAUGAUUGCACAGUAGAUCUUUUGGAAUUUCAACCUAAUUUAAAAAAAAGGAAGCACUUUAUCCGGUCACACUCACUGAAUGAACAGACUAAUUCUGGAAAUCUAGAUAAACAAUCAGAAAAGGGAAGACAACACAAGAAGAGGUUUUGGAGCGUUUCACUUCCCAACAGUAAUUGUACUGAAAAUAUUUUUCCUUUGUCUAAAAAAUUGCGAGAUAGUUUAAAGGCACUGAAUUUGCAUUCACUUUAUAGAGCAAGAUGGACUAUAGAGCAUGCUAUUUGUAACAACCAAACUCUGGAAGACAUUUGGGCAAAACUCAAUCAAAUCAUCAGGCACAAUGAACUUCCAUCUUGUAAUGCUACAUUUCAGAGACACUUAGGCCAAAUAUGGGUGUUCUGUGAUAUUAUGUACUGUGAAUAUGUGGGAAGUCUUCUUAAAGGAAGGUUAGCUCUUACUGGGAAAAUGAAUUUAUUCAUGCAUAAAUAUGGUGUUAUUUUUAGUAUGUAAUGAAUUUCACUGAUAGUUAAAGAAAAGAAUAUUCGAAUGAACUGAGAAUGAUCUGAAAUAGUGAGAUCAGUCAAUUUUGUAUGGGUCUUUAAAUUUUUGAUUUAAUUUUUUUUAUUUGACCCCUCACUAAGAUAGCCUAUUCAUUCUUAAUAUUGUUAAAAAAAAAAAAUUGGGUGGUAAUUUGUAUACAGUUGUUUUCCAGAAGUAAAUGGCCAUCAGUUGAGUUCCUAGCCAUGUCUAUUAACUCAAGAGCUUUUUAGGUUAUACUUUUAGUAGUCUUUUUCUAAAUGAAUUGUGAUAAAUUGUUAUUUAUACUGAGUUUUAGAAGUAAAAUGUUCUAUUGCUUUUGUUCUGUUACUUUUCCAGUGGUUGAAUUAGAUAUUGCAGUGAAUUAAAGUGAAUAGUUUGGAUUUUGGUAAAGUUCCAAAAUGUAAUUUUAUAGUGCUUUUUCUUUACUCUUCUAAAGUGUAAUGAUUUUAAAAUAUAAUAAAACCAGUUCUAUUGUGAAUGCUAUUGAAGUAUCAUGAACAUAGUUCAAAUUGGGAAACUAGCCGAGAUUCUACCAAUGUUUCCAAAAAUCUGUAACUGACAAUAUUUGAUGUGGAAUUUUGAAACAAAAAUAUAAAAUGUGGUAUUUGCCUAAGACCAUAGUAUAUCUUUAAGGAUAUAACUUAUUUUGAAGUGAAGUAUCAAAUAAUGGUAAGAGAUCAUUAUUCUUUAUUUAAUCAAGUACAAGUAGUUCAAUCUUAAUGAUGGUUAAUGCUGAUUGCUAGUUGACUGGUUCCUGGAGUUAUUCUGAGUUUCCCAUAAGCUAAAUGUUAUAAAUUGGGUUUACACAUCACAUCAUAAAAAUACCCAAAGUGAUUAUACAAUAAAGGUUUUAUGUAAAAAUGUAUUUAUUUAGCGAAUUUAAAUGCCUACCAUGAGUCAGGUAUUAGAACAUACCAUGGAAGGAGAGAAACAUGGACCCUGCCCUUCCAGAGCUUACCCUGCCCUUCCAGAGCUUACGUGGAGUUACAUUCCAUUAAGUGAUCAAACCAACUCCCUGAAAAAAAACCCAGCAAGACUGUAGUCUUUCUGGAAGGCACACAUACAUUUGCAUUGUGGCACAGUGCCUGAUAAUGGUAAGGGCUCAGUAAUAGAUGUUCAAGCCCUUUGAAGGGAUUCUUCAUAUUCUGCAUGAGCUGAGGUUGCUUAAAAGCAAACUACUGAUUUUUAAAUAAAGUGAUAAUUUUUUCUAAUUAGGUUUCAGUCUGUCCAAACACUGUUUUAACUACUUUCAGUACCUUUUUAUAGUCUCAAAUGAGACUGCUCUCUAGAAAAUAAUCAUCAUGUGCAUGAAUGCUUCCAAAAGUCUUUAAAUGAAAAAUCACCAGGUUUAGAGGGAUUUUCUGAGGUCACUUCUUCAGUAAUUGCUUCCUUUUUGUUUGGUUAAUCAUCUUUUCAACCUAGACUGCUGGAGAAGUGUCAAGAAGUUAUUCAGUAGUUCCAGCAAGCUUUGCAAAUAAGAGUUCUUAAUAUUAGGCAGUCAUAGACGGUGGAUUUAAUUUUUUUUCAGGUCUUAUUUACCAGAAGGUUGCUAAUCAAGGGUUAAAAGUUAGGUAAUUAUAAGACAAAGUCACUUGAACAGAAUACAGUUUUUUUCCUGAUAUAGUUUAAAAUAUAAGGUAUAGUUGAGUCAUGAAAUAUUUAUGAGCAGUUUUUAAUUUUUUUAAAUUUUUUUCUUAUAAUAAUAUUUUUUAUUGU
Ailuropoda melanoleuca (giant panda) is the source of this 2754-nucleotide messenger RNA. RefSeq names its product shieldin complex subunit 3 (gene SHLD3). The coding region runs from base 253 to 1008 and encodes 251 amino acids. NCBI's taxonomy places the organism in Eukaryota, Metazoa, Chordata, Mammalia, Carnivora, Ursidae. The record is from RefSeq and is a predicted model, not a curated record. Gene Ontology annotation, biological process: negative regulation of double-strand break repair via homologous recombination; positive regulation of isotype switching; positive regulation of double-strand break repair via nonhomologous end joining. The transcript is spliced from 2 exons.